AAUUCAGAUCUUCUCUAAUCUUGUUGAAAGUUUAGCUACCUUUGAUAUAAUUCUCUAAUCUUGAAAAAGAAAAAUAGAAGUCUAGGAACUGUUUCUCUAAAUGCUAAACUUAGUUUUCAAUGCUCCUAUUUAUAUUAAGAAUAAAAUAGGAGUGUUUGGUAACUAGGAUAGCAACCUAGGGAAUUAUUAUUAUUAUUUUUUUCUUCCUGCAUAGCCUCGUCGGUGAGGGGUCUGGAACCUACUUCAGGCUGCGAAACCCCUGAUGCUACUGUUUUGUGCCACAUUGAUCAGGGGUCGGAACCUGCUUCAGGUUGCGGAGCCCUGAUGCUACUGGAAUUCCUUUUGCGCUGGUAACGGCAACUUCACGGACUUGCGAAUUUUGCUCUUAAUCAAAUAUGGAUAUAUUUCACUUUAGCCUUCAAAGUUCCAGAUUCAUACUUGGAUCCUCAUCUUUCCAGCUCUUUGCAUUUAAGUUCUUUUGCUCUAAUUCUUCUCCACUUAACAUCAAACCUUUAAUCAUCACAAAAUUUGCACAAUAUGAAUAAAAUGAAUACUUAUGAAAUUAUUUAUAAGAAAAUACAACUCUUAAACCCAUAAUUCUACAAAUGUCAUUGAUUAAGCACACUUUAAAUAUACAUUUUCUUUCUUUCAUCAACAUUCGAUUUCUAUUGAAAAUUAUUGGAGGGGCAACUGCAGCAAAGAUACAGUAGCCAAUGUGGUGUUGAAAAGCUCAAUAAAAGGUCAGCCAUUUCCCAACUAUGACAAAAAUUACAACAGAUUAGUUUUAGAGGCAAGAGUUUCAUUACAAAAUAAAACAGGAAAAACCAUCCAAACUUACAGCUCUUCAAUAAAAUUAAUAAAAAAAAGUGUUGCAUAAUCUAUACUGUAAUUGACUGUACAACAUAAAUGAUUAAAUAAGGUAAAACCCCAUAAUAUUUGAAGCUACUUCCAUUUUUAUUAUCCAUUCUGCUAUUACUAACUACAAAAUAAAGAAUUCAUGAAUAAUUGUGUCUGGCUUUAAUAUCUCUUUUAGGAGGAAAAAAAAAAAUUGUGCUAACCGAUUUCGUCAACCCUGCUACACGUGGGAACAAAAAAGUCAGCAAGGUUGAUAUUCCAUGCUGGAAAUGUGUUCGUUAAAAUGUUAGAGAAAAUUUUAGUUGGCAAUGCUCAAAUAAUAGCAAAAAUCAUUU
This is a messenger RNA of Rubroshorea leprosula, 1190 nucleotides long. Lineage: Eukaryota; Viridiplantae; Streptophyta; Magnoliopsida; Malvales; Dipterocarpaceae. The record is from the annotation of a GenBank genome assembly.